GGAAAAACUGAGGUGGUGAAAUGUCAAGCGAGUAAAGAAAUCCGUGGCUCCGUUGAGCUGUGAUGGGAUGCUCCAGCACAGUGCAUGUGUGGUUUCGCAGUCCGGGCUGUCGCUUUAAGACAACGAUAGCGUUGAGUCUGAUUAAUUCAAUGUAAGGCGACGCGUUAGUGGAGAAACCUUUAUUAGCCGCACAAAGAGAAAGGAGAGGAGGAGCACUGUGCGCUGGGAGAGAAUUGGGUUUACUCUAACACUUGGAAGUUACCAUAAUAAAAGCGUGGGUGUUUUUAAAAUGAAGACAUCUUGAGGAUGGGUUGUUUGGAGUAAAAGUCUGCAUCAUCGCGCACGAAAGGAGGGAUUUUUCACCAUCAGCUUGGAGUAAAAACACCACAAGUGGAGGACAGAAGAUCGGAAGGCAUGUCGUCGGAAAAACACGGUCUCGAUGACUCUGGCCGUCAGACCAUGCAGCCUCCUCCGUACCUCCCCGGCCCGCAAGACCCAAACGUACCUCAUCAUCCCAACAUGCAGCCUGCACCGGGCACCCAACCCAACUACCCUCCUCCGCCUCCUCCUCCAGGAUCAGAUGGAUAUCUUCAAGAAACCCACUUCCAUUGCGGCCCGCUGGGUCCCCAGGGGGCCCCGCAGGGCUACGCGGUCCAGACCCAAGGCCCCGGAGGGACCAUGCCUCAUGCCCCUGUAGGAUACAUCCAUCCGGGCUACCCGCUUCAGCUGCAGCCCUGCACAGCUUACGUACCCGUCUACCCCAUGGCAUCGGGUCAACCCUACAUGCCAGCCGGAGGAGGCCACCCAGGGAUUCUACCGGGCCAGAAUUAUCCCAUGCAAAUGCCACCCAGCAUCACCCUAAUGGACCGUCGACCACCACACGACUACCUGCCCAUCGCCGUGCUCACCACCGUCUGCUGCUUCUGGCCAACAGGCAUUAUUGCGAUCAUCAAAGCAGUGCAGGUGCGCACAGCGAUAUCCAGAGGGGACAUGGUGACGGCGGAAAUAGCCUCCCGUGAGGCACGCAACUUCUCCUUCAUCAGCCUGGCUGUUGGCAUCGCCACCAUUGUGCUGUGCACCAUCCUCACCGUCGUUGUCAUCAUUGCCUCGCAGCACCACGAUGACGACUGGGAGCCGUAACUCCACGCAGCGUCAGACAGAUGGGAAAUCAUGGCAUUUAUUAGCUAGCUAACUACUCUCAAUCAUUUGGAGGUGCACUGAGAAUGCACACAAACUGCUACUGCAUUGCUGGCUCUCUGUGUACAGCUACACACACACACACACACACACACACACACACACACAUACACACACACACACACACACACACACACACACUGAGCUCUGACCUAACCUGCUGCCAUCAAACACACGCCGACGACCAAAAACAACCAAUCACAGCUGAUGUUCAAACACCAAAUACAAGCAGCUGUAAAAUUAGGCCCAGUUUUGCUGUUAGCACAGUGACCACUUAAUAUUUACACCCAGAUAUGAGCUCCAUGAGGGAAACAAAGCUCCUUGUAUUAAUAAUUCAUUUGACGCUGAUUAAUUCAUACUGAUGAUGUAGUUAGAUAAGAGGAUAGGUCACUGUGUGUUUCAGUUCUAAAUAUUCCAACAACUAAAUCUACUAAAUGUGCCCACGCAGAGUUAUUUUUUGGAUGGUUAAAUGCAUAUUUUAGUCUUAACUGCAAGUACUAGUAUACAUGUGUUUUCUUCUUUAAAAACACUGUGCCAUGUUGAAACUGUUUUGAUUUACAGGAGUAGUGUUAUUGCUGACAGAGACUGCCAAACUGAUUGAAAUUGUUAGAUGGGGUGAUCAAUACACAUUUACCACACCAAAUGGAGACUCAACUGACAGAGUUUCUAAUGUAACCAAACACAGAGUAUUUAUUUGAGAUUGGUUGUUGGUAUAUUACAUGGACAUUUUAGCUGGAUGAGAUGAUACAUUAAUUAUAAAUUAUAUGUUGGUUGAUUUAUUUAAAAUCUGUUAUUUAUUAAUUAAUUCAAUAUCUACCCAUGCAUUGCCUUUGUCUUCAUUAAUUUACAGUAUAUCACUAGUUUUUUGCAGCAAUAUCUGACACUUUGAAAUUGGCUUAAAAUUUGAUUUCUGACGAUGUUGCGCUUUGUAGUAAUCAGAUGAUAUGAUGUAGCUGCUUACAUUCAGAGUUCUUAUAGUGCAUGAUAAAUAUAAAUUUAAGCUAAUGGGGCGUUUAUUGCAAUAAUAGCUUGUGUCCCAGCUGUUGGUGGGAAUAUUUCCUAAAAUGUCUAAAAGUGUGUGGUACAGUAACUUUCAAACAAGCUACUGUAAAGAAGACAAUUUAAAUGAAAGUAUUUGAAUCUUUGCAAAUAUUGUUUUCGCAAGUAUUAGGUAAGUGUUUUGACCUUUUUUGUGUUGCACAUCCCUUAGCUAUUUAAUCUCUGAGACCCUGUGUGUGAAACUUUAGUACAACAUUAGACUUCUAAGGCAACAUAACCCUGCAUGUCAUCUACAGUUUGUUUCCAUUUGUCUUAAAUAUCGAGGCUAGAUGUGUGCUCCUUUGACGUUGUUUCACUGUAACACAUUGAGUCAGGGUUCAUUUCCUAUGAGUAUGGUCUCCAUAAUGUAGCAGCAGGUGUGCUGUUCUUUAUAAGAGCCAACAUGGCCGUAACGUUACUGUAUGAACGACUAUAUGAGGUUUCUGGAGUAAUGGGAGGAACUGAAAAUGAAUGUUUCCAAUAAGACAGAGAGAAAAUAUUAAUGCCAAUACUGUAUUGUAGCACUUUCAGCUCUAUGAAAUGUUUCCUCUGGUAUCUUUCCUCUCUCUGUUUGUCUUUCUCCUGUCCACAUGAGUUAUUAGACCAAUUCAUAUUUUCCUUCUGCUUCCCCCUUUCCCCCUGUUGGUCUCUAUGAUGAUGCUAUUUUCAAGAGAAUUAUUCAGAGAUAUUAAAAAUGAUGUUUGUUGACAAUGAACACAAAUAGAGACAGUAUAAAUACAGUUUAUUAUGUAGUUUAUAUAUUAUUAUUGGUAUUAUUAUUAUUAUUGGCAACUGCAUUGCAUUUGAUUAUCACUCAUAAUAUUAAAUACAUAUGUGCAUGUAUUUAUCAAACUUCUAAAAACUACAAUUAAUAAUGCUCUUAAAAGCUUAGUAGUAAAAAAAAGUGACUUCCUCCUAUUUACAGCCAAUAACUUUUUCUUGAUUGAUCACAUAUGCUCGGAGCAGGAAUAGCCAAUCAGAGACAAAUAUUUACCCAACAACUGCUUUAUUGUUUAUUAUUAAACAAAACAAAAACAACCCUUCAUCCAAUUACUCAGUGAUGAGGUUUUCUGCUAAAACGUGAUUAUUCUUACUGCUUUCAGAUAACAUUUUCAUUACAAAAAAUUAUAGUUAGUACAAUCAAUCCAAAACUGUGUGUACGCUAAAUGUAACACAACAGCCAGGAGACGAUGAUCUUAGCUUAGCAUAAAGACUGGGAAACGGGGAAACAGCUAGCCUGGCUCUG
Perca fluviatilis (European perch) is the source of this 3481-nucleotide messenger RNA. It is a transcript of the gene prrt1, whose product is annotated as proline-rich transmembrane protein 1. The transcript is spliced from 4 exons. The coding region runs from base 415 to 1140 and encodes 241 amino acids. Gene Ontology annotation, cellular component: membrane. Lineage: Eukaryota; Metazoa; Chordata; Actinopteri; Perciformes; Percidae. The record is from RefSeq and is a predicted model, not a curated record.